This is a messenger RNA of Cydia pomonella (codling moth), 1315 nucleotides long. RefSeq lists its product as uncharacterized. Bases 262 to 921 code for a protein of 219 amino acids. Lineage: Eukaryota; Metazoa; Arthropoda; Insecta; Lepidoptera; Tortricidae. The transcript has 6 exons. The record is from RefSeq and is a predicted model, not a curated record.
CAUAGAUAUUGGUUAGAACGAGAUACAGAGAUGAAUGACCUUGGUUUCUCGCUCUGCCUUAGAUCAUGCAAGAUCAUGCAGGUCCGUGUGAAUGCGACUUUAUAAGAUUAAAAAAUAUAUAUAGUUGGCGGGAAAUUAAAAAAAUACCAAAAUCAAAAACACAUCGUACAUUUUGUUAAUAAAAGUGCACUCGUCGCCUUUUCUAAUUAAUUCAGUGUUUCCCAUUUGUCCAGAGUACAAUAAAUAAAACAUACUUUUAUAAUGUUGUCACCUGAAGAUCAGCAAGUACAAAUAUGCCUACUGAAAUCCAAUUUAGAAGAAAUUGAAACUAGCUUGGUAGUUCAGCGCUCAGCUCUGCCAGAGCUGGACGAAGAAAAUGAAAAGCAGUACCGAGAGACGAUGACAGCGCUGAAAGUGUCGCGCGCGCAGAACGAACAAAUAGAGCGGCUUAAGCAGGAAAAUGUUCGACUAACAGCGAAACGUACGCAGAUGAAACACCAGUGCGAGGGGCUAACAGAGUCCCUUCAGGCGGCACGGGAGAGCCGAGCCCGGCUAAUCGACUUAAUCAGAGAGGAAGAAGGCGCAGAGGAGAGUAACAUACGCGCCUACGAAGACUCGUUGGGAAAUAAGGCAGAGCGAUUUAGGCAGACUCGGAGUUUCUACGACGAGAAGCAGAUGACCCGGGAACUCGAAGAGGUUAAUAAAACGAACUUCGAGCUUGAGAGCGAAGCUACACGGCGUCAACAAAUCGUUGGCGAGUUGAAGGAGAAACUUGAAACUAUGAAUCCGGAGGUUCCUGAACACUUGCCUGUUGUUAUGGGAAAAAUGGACCUAGCUGAGAAAUUGAAAUUGCUCAUGAAAAAAAGUGAAGAUCUUCGACUGAAAGUGAAUGGUCUGAAAAAAAACGGAGUCUUGCCUUAAUAUUUAAUCGUAAAUAUUAAGGCAAGCUGUGUAUUAAUUGAAUAGCUUUAUGCUAUUCAAUUAAUACAAAUUUACUUUAAUUCAUAAAUAAUAAAAAAUAAAUUUGCUGAUAUCAUCAUUUAUUUUCAUUAAAAACUAUAAAGUUACCUUUGCCUCUGUAUUUAUUGAACUUUGCCACGCCUUUUGCACUCCUGGAUGUUAAAGCUGACGACUAAUGUGGCUCAGCGACCUACAGAGGGACUUGGCCUCUGAAACGACGGCACGCCAUUUUUCGCGAUCCUUCGCCGGUUCCUGCCAAUUAUCAGCGUGAAGCAGCUGACGCUGAUCCGCUUCUAUACUGUUUCUCCAUGCCUCAAAAAUGUUAAAUAUGUUUGAAACUAGAAUGCAGAAAUUA